Messenger RNA from Colossoma macropomum (tambaqui), 2617 nucleotides. RefSeq names its product tumor necrosis factor receptor superfamily, member 21 (gene tnfrsf21). Gene Ontology annotation, molecular function: protein binding. Gene Ontology annotation, biological process: negative regulation of T cell proliferation; humoral immune response; negative regulation of myelination. The transcript is spliced from 6 exons. NCBI's taxonomy places the organism in Eukaryota, Metazoa, Chordata, Actinopteri, Characiformes, Serrasalmidae. Bases 359 to 2254 code for a protein of 631 amino acids. The record is from RefSeq and is a predicted model, not a curated record.
UCCAGCCCAGCAGCCCGGCUUCGCUGCAGAAGACAGUGAGAGCUGGGGAACACGCGAACAGAGCCAAGACCUCAGCCCUCGGAUCCAUCAUCGCUAUGGGAAUUACACCGCUGACCCCCGACGACCAAACGCUCGCCUCCCGCUGCCCGAGCCUCGCUGCCCUCAUAACACAGACUAUAAAAAGCUGGACGCAGUUGCAGCAUUAGGACGGAGUCGGCUCCCCUGCACAAUGCGGGUGCCCUCUUGAUGCUCUCGACGCAGAGAUGCUCCACCUGAGGUAGAGAAGGACCCUCUCUCUGUGUGCGAGAAGCCGGACAUUCUCAUGUUUUGAGAAGAAAAGAGUGUGAGAGAAGGAAAAAUGCCUGCCAUCUGUUUAUCUCUAACGCUGCUGUAUGCACUGGUCGGUGAUAUCCAGGCCUUAACCCCCAGCGCCCUUGCUACAAAGGGGCCGUUGUCGGCCCGCCAAUACCGCCACAUCGAUCCAGCCACCGGCAGCCAGUUGGUGUGCGACAAGUGCCCGGGGGGCACCUACGUGUCGUCCCACUGCACGGAAACCAGCGUGCGUGAGUGCAGCCGCUGCCCAGAGGGAACAUUCACGCGGGGUGAGAACGGUGUGCAGCAAUGCCACCACUGCCAGAGACCCUGCGAGGCACCUUUCAUUGAGAAGACCCCCUGCACGGCUACUUCGGACCGGACCUGUGCCUGUCCAUCAGGCACUUUUGCUCAGGGGGGCGAGUGCCGUCCCCACUCGCAGUGCCCUCCUGGCUGGGGUGUCCGGAAGCAGGGAAGCGACACGGAAGACGUGCGCUGCCGCAAAUGUGCGCGGGGCACCUUCUCUGACGUGGACUCAAACACGGAGAAGUGCCGGCCGCAUACGGACUGCCGGACGCAAGGGCUGCCGCUGGUGCUCAAAGGCACUGAGAAGAGGGACAGUGUGUGUGGAGUGCUGCCAUCAAGCCCGGCCUCAGCUUCCCCGUCCACACACGCCGCCACUGGCUCAGCACAGAGAGUGCCUGCAGAGGCUACUUCAGCCUGGCCAUCAACAGCCGUCACAGACUUAGCAGCGCAGCCUCCCAGCAGUCCACAAAUGGCCUGGGGCUUCGCAGACGUUGCCACGCCCACGAGCAUCUCAGAGGCCAGCCAGGAAGACGCAGAGACCCUGAGUGCUACUACCCAGGAUCCUCUGAGGAGGCACCGCAAACACCCCCCAUCAAGCAACUACCAGCCUACUAAUCAGAGGGCCAUGGAGAGUCUGUCGGAGGCCAAGGGCCAGGGUUUGGCCUACAGGCCCAUCAGGAGAGGCUCGCCGCGGCCCAGUAUGCACAAGCACUUCGACAUCAACGAGCACCUGCCCUGGAUGAUUGUGUUACUGCUGCUUCUGGUGCUGGUGGUGAUUGUGGUGUGCAGCAUCAAACGCAGCUCACGGGUGCUCAAGAAGGGUCCCAGGCAGGACCCCAGCAGCAUCAUGGAGAAAGCCAUUCACAAGAAGCCCAGCUCCCCUGCACAAAUCAAGGAGAAGUGGAUCUACUGCUCCAACGGCCAAGGUGUUGAUAUCCUGAAGCUGGUGGCAGCCCAGAUUGGCAGCCAGUGGAUUGACAUGUACCAGUCCUUGGCUAAUGCCACUGAACGCGAGGUAGCGGCCUUCUCCAACGGCUACUCGGCUGACCAUGAGAGAGCAUAUGCCGCCCUACAGCACUGGACCAUCCGUGACAGUGAUGCCAACCUGGCCAAACUGAUCAAUGCGCUCCACCGCCACCGGCGCAUUGAUGUGGUGGAGAAGAUCCGUGGCGUCAUGGAAGACAAUCCUCAGUUUGACCUGAACCAGCUGAUGACCUCAGUGAAUGUAAGCCAGUGUGUCAGCCCCAGCCAUAAUAAACCUACGGAGGCGCCUGGCUUGGUAGUGGAGCACUCUCCGCAGGACCGCAAGGGCUUCUUCACCGACGAAUCCGAGCCGCUGCUGCGCUGUGACUCCACCUCCAGCAAGGACUCCGCCCUCAGCCGCACAGGUUCUUUUAUUACCAAAGAGAAGAAGGACACAGUGCUGCGGCAGGUACGUCUGGACCCGUGCGACCUGCAGCCCAUCUUCGACGACAUGCUGCAUAUCCUCAACCCAGAGGAGCUGCAUGUCAUCGAGGAGAUCCCGAUGGCCGAGGAUAAGCUGGACCGCCUGUUUGAGAUCGCAGGGGUCAAGAGCCAAGAGGCCAGCCAGACCCUCCUUGACUCCGUAUACAGCCACCUGCCGGACCUCCUAUAGACCUUUUUCACUGCUACACGCAAACGUUCACGUGGAAUGUCACAAGGACAAACAUACGUGCACUCUCCCUGAAACUUGCUACGUCCUCCAAUGUCCCAUGCCCACACAGUGAAAAUCUCUGGACAGAUCGGUCAGGGGUCUCUGAGCACAUUAAACGCCGCUGCUUUACCCUAGCAUUAAUGUAGCGUUCACCAACUCAUGUGUGCUCACCAUGGACAUUCAGUAGUGCUGUAACCCUUCUAACAUAAAGAAAUGUCUUGCACACUUCUCUGGACAGUGUCUAACACUAAUGCGAUUCAAUGUACACCAAUCAGGCAUAACAUUAUGACCACCUCCUUGUUUCUACGCUCAUUGUCCAUUUUA